This is a messenger RNA of Centropristis striata (black sea bass), 4972 nucleotides long. RefSeq lists its product as uncharacterized. The record is from RefSeq and is a predicted model, not a curated record. The transcript is spliced from 7 exons. Gene Ontology annotation, biological process: regulation of transcription by RNA polymerase II. NCBI's taxonomy places the organism in Eukaryota, Metazoa, Chordata, Actinopteri, Perciformes, Serranidae. Gene Ontology annotation, molecular function: protein binding; DNA-binding transcription factor activity, RNA polymerase II-specific; RNA polymerase II cis-regulatory region sequence-specific DNA binding. The coding region runs from base 996 to 3947 and encodes 983 amino acids.
AGCAACAAACAAGAAGGUUACGAGUUUAAAAAAUUGGACUAUUUGGCCGCCAGACUGGCUUUACGGCACCGAGAGCGGUAUGAACUAAGUCGGGUGUGUGGCAGGAGCUUGUUGGGCCGCUUUUGAGGGGGACUCGGCGGUGAUUUGCAACAUUUGGGGCUGAUCGCGGAGACAACCUCGCUUUUAGGUCGUUUCAAGUGGCGAUGCUGAGCUGAUAGCUGCGUCAUCAUGUUGCUUCCGACUCGAGUUGGCGAAAAGAAAUCUCAAGUUAACGCCAGAGGUGAGGCUGCCCGCCGUCAUCCAGCCGCCGGAGGCCACUCCCGACCCCUGAGAUAGAUAGAUGGGAGACGGGCUGCUGGUGAGCGGUUUGCGGUGAUUGCCUAUUUACGUGGUCGCUGAGAAACUGGUGACUUUACAUCACUUGGCUCGGCGUUGUUGGCGCGAUACUCUCCUGGCUGCAUUUAUUAUCCACACUCGGAUGGACAGUAAAGAAGAAAAAUAAUAUAUAUUGAUGCUGCGUAGCGUUAGAGACAGCAACAUUGUGUAUAAAUAUGACUGGAUGCUUCCUGAACAGAAAGUGGAACUAUAUUAUACUACAUUAUACAGCCACAACUGUUUGGGCAGUGAGAAGUGAUGCCCUCACUGACAGCUAGGGUACAAAGCAGGACCCUCCAGUGAAAUGCUGCUUUCUUCUUUAGCUGAGAAAAACAAGCCAUAAUGAGAGACGUUGCUGUUCAUUUUAGCAAAUUGGCUAAUUUGUAGCCGUCCACUUGGAUAUGUCAAACUAUUAGCAGCGUGUCAGAGUGUUUUGUGUGGACUUAUUGUUCGGUCGGUGGUCUGUUGUCUGCUGUCACCGUAUCCACGUGUUUCAGGUCGGUAAAGUGGGUAAAGUUUGGCUCACAGGACUGAUUACUUAAGAGGGGACGCAGCUGUGGUCCCUCUCAGCCUGGACAAAGUUACAUUUUAACAUCAGAGUAGAAAAACCGGAAUAAAAAAUGGCCGGCGAUUGCACCCACACCAAUGCUCAUUACGCAAAAGCAGAGACGUUUUGUCCGUCCAAACCCUGGUCGGAUGGAGACCGAGAGCGAGCCGGGGAGAUGGAGACAGCCGGGAACUCGAAAGGGCGUGGACUUCCCGCACAGUGGUCGCCCAACUUCGAGAUGAUAGACGGGCUGAUGUACCGCAAGAAGCUGGAGAAGGGUUUCAUCAACUACCGGGAGGUUUUGGACGAGGACCGGAGACAUGAGGCCGUGUCUACCUUUCACCGGCGGCGGCUCGGCCAGAGGCACCUCACCCUGGAGGAGACCUACAAGUGCGUGGCUGAAAACUACUGGUGGGAAGAAAUGUACUUCGAGAUCAGAGAUCUGGUCCUGAGCUGCCCAGAGUGUCAGAGCCAGCGCACCAAGAAAACAGAGGAGCUGGGUGACAGAGGAUGUGUCACAAAGACGAUGGUGUCACACAGCGCUGACAUGCUGAGCAAGCUGAGGAGUCAGCGGGAGGCGGGACUUUUCUGUGACAUUACCCUGCGGACCAACGGGCGAUCCUACUCUGCCCACAAAGCUGUCCUGGCGGCCGUCAGCGAUCACUUCCAGGAAAUCUUCACAGAAUUGGACUCGAACAAGAAAGCAGACAUAGAUCUCACUGGUUUUAGUGAGGACAGCCUUCUCUCUCUGCUGGAUUUCUCCUACUCCUCCACCCUGUGUGUUCGCCAGGAGGACCUACCUGAAGUCAUCGCCAUGGCCCGCCACCUGGGCAUGUGGCCUGCAGUGGAAGCCUGCUCCGCUCUCAUGAAAGAACAGGAGCAGAAACUGCAUCCUGGCAAGGACUUUACCUCAGCCUGUGCUGGUGCGGGUCAGGAGCGCCACCGCCAUCACAGAGAAAGCAAAAGGAAAAGGGUUUUGGAUUUAGACUCCAGUAUGAACGACAGCUUCAGUCUAAUGCUGGAUGCGUCCGAUGAGUCUCUAGAAGUGAGUCCGAGGCGCAACUUGCGCAGGACACCGAAAGCCCCAGUCCAUAACGGUCUCCCUCUGAGCCCCUCACACAGGAUGAAGCUCAUGGACUUCAAAUCUCCCUCUUCGAAGAAAGCUACGACACCUCGACACACUAUCGCCACCCCACAGUCACAGAACUACUCGCGCAUAUCGCCUUCGAACACUCGUCUUCUCCGCUCCACUCCUGGGGCUGCCAAGGAGGUUCAGAGAUUGCUACCUAGGCCAGAGAGCCCUCGACGAAACAGAAAACCUCACUCUAUCACCCAGCUCUCCCGCAACUCCAUAUCAAGGGUUCCAAAGAUUACUGGGUGCAGCCCUGUGAGGAUAAAGCAGGAGGUAGAGGAGGUUGGAGAGGAUGAACAGGAUUAUGCCAGAGCACAGGAGAAGUACAAGCUCAUGAAUGUCCUUGGGUUACAGAGGACCGCCCUCCUCCCCAGACCAGAGGAUCUGAUUGGCUGGAGACAGAAGAAGCGACUGAGGAAGCUGAAGGCUAACAACUAUUCACUGACAAAGCGCAGGAAACCCCGCCCUACCUCCCCAGUGCUACCAUUUGGGGCCGUGACACUGUCGCUUCCCCUCUGUAACCCCGUUAACACUCGCCUUCUCAACAAGUCAGCAAAGACGAAGCCUGUGGGGCCAGUCAGCGCUCAGCAGAUGACACCAAAGAGGCCAAAGACCGGCCCGCGACAUGUUCCCCCAAGUGACAGGAGCAUGAGAAGUCAAGGUGUGUUACCGGACAUGUUCCAGCCUGCAUCCAGGUCUCCUUUCGGGGGGAGGGAACUCAGGCGGUCAGUGAGGAAUGGUGACAGUUCCCACCUUCCUGCCAAGCAGCCUCGGCGACACAACACCAACAAAACUCUAGCGAGAAAAACAGUUGUGAUCAAAACAGAACCAUCUGAAUGCUCUAUCUCAGGUUUCCCUCUUUCAUCGAAUAAUCGCUGUGGCCAUACACCUCACAAAUCUCCACCUUCACACAGGACACAGGCCAGAAAUAAGAUCACUGUAGAGACGGUCAAAACGCUGCGUUACAACAGCGGCCGACCAGCAACAAAGGCAAAGCCUAGGCGUGGCUCCACGAGGGAGGUUGAGAAGACGAAGUGUAACCCCAGGGAGGAGGGGAGGAAGGUCAUGGACUCUAGACUGAGAAUGAAGGUAAAUGAACCUGAUGGGCUCCAGUUUUCAGAUCACGCACCUCCGCCACCCAUCUACAACCAUCCUCUGUACAAAGUCAUCAAGGAAGAGCCAGCAGAUCCUGUAGCAAUUGGCGGGCCUUUCCAUGAUCCUCCAUCACCAGACCUAGGCAAGCGCCAGAGCAAGCCCCCCAUCAAAUUACUGGACUCUGGCUUUCUGUUCAGCUUCUGCCGGCCAGCAGGGGUGCCGAUAUCAGGACUGAAGAAAGAGGAGGAGAGCGUGGAUAUCUGCUUGACGCGCUCCGUGUCACAAGUUGGGCAGAAAUUUGGAGCGGAGGAGUCCCCGCACAGGGCACUGAGGGCCAGAGGGCCACCCGCUCUGCCUGUGGUGAAGAAGGAGAGGGAGGGGAGGAGCGUGAGCAAGGUCCAGAAACCCAGGCCAAACUCCCAGAACAGCACUCAUCACCUGGCCAAAUCUGCCAGGUCAAAGGCGACAAAGACCAAGCCAAAGCAGCAAGAAAAACUCCCUCCGAGGAGCUGUGUCAUGCUGGAUUCCGUACGCCGGGCAAGGCUAAAGCAGCUCCGAGGGCCUCGUAGUCAAGUACCCAAAGCUCCAAAGGCACCUCAUACCUGCAUGCAGUGCUCGGCUUCCUACAAGAACUGCGACGCUCUAAUCAUGCAUCGCCUCAGGCACAUCGAGGGAAAGCACUGGCCAUGUCUGCUCUGCAGUAAGACGUUCUUUCGACUGAGGAAUGUACGGAACCACAUCCGCACCCAUGACCCCAAGUUGUACAAAUGCCGGAGCUGCAUCGCUGCCGGUUCUUGAGGCAGCUGGAGGCUCGGCUCUAGCAGCGAGGCUGAGGAUGAAGGCUGUGAGCGUCCGACACCAGCGAGCACGCUGCAGCCAGAGGCACAUGAUCGAUCAGCAGCUUGUACAUAAUGCAUCCGUCACACACAAGCACAACGGUCUGUGGAAAGGCAUAAUUACUCUGAUACUAAUCAUUGCGGUCGUCAAUGAUCGAUAAUGUUAUUUAAAUAACCAAACAAAGGUUGCUGGUCCUGUUUGCGUGUCCGUAGCUACAGAAGGUUAAACUUGAACAUUACACUCAGGGGGCGGGGAAUGUGAUGCCACGGUAUAAAGUGAUUUAAUGUCACGGUUGUGUAUAAAAUGAAAUGUAAAGUGAUUGUUAUAACUAUUACUGCUACUUAUUGUUAUUAUUUUUCUAUGUAUAGCUGAAUUUUGAGUGCACUUAUAUCAUAGCUUUUGUUGUAAACCUAAGAAGUGGUGGUGAAAUUGAAGGUUUGUCCACGGCGGGAAUACUUGAAGUGAUGCAAGCGCUGGAGGGAAUACUUGAAGUGGGCUGGGGUCUUAGGAGUGAGACUGUCCUUUGGGUGUUUCAGUGGGUCUUUGUCCUUUUGAUGUGCUAACUUUUAAACGACUUGACAAGGCUGUUCCUCCUUUCAUAUUGAUCUGCUCGUCUCUCGUAGUCCGUGAGUCGGGGAUUUGACUGGUAUGGUGACACCACUGCAUGUGUUUCUGCAGGCCAUUUGUGGUCCACUGUCUUUUCUAAGGCUGCCAAUUUUAAAAAGGGAAUCAUGUCUCGUUUUUAAUGUGAAUUUCUGAUUAGUAAUCAACACAGCUGUGUAAUUACAGAUGUUUUAUUGAUCUCUUAUUCCACUGCGAUCCAAGAAAAGACUCGUCGUCUUGUUCUACUUCAUACCCCCCCCCUCCUACUGAAUAAACGCAAUGUGUUCACACAAGGAGAUGUUUAUGGUUCACAAAUUGAUUUUAGAAAUAAAUGAGCUGUCUGUUGCUCCCUUAAAAGACUGAAUAAAUUUUUGCCUUUUAUA